Molecule: messenger RNA, 812 nt
Organism: Arabidopsis lyrata subsp. lyrata
Lineage: Eukaryota; Viridiplantae; Streptophyta; Magnoliopsida; Brassicales; Brassicaceae
Product: inverted formin-2
Exons: 3
Source: RefSeq, a predicted model, not a curated record
UUUCCACCAGUGGGUAACUACGAACCUGUGUAUGCUAUAUAUAUAGAGAAGCAUGUGUUACUCUUCCAAACAACAAAACCAAAACAUAUAUCUUGUCUUAAAAAACUGCUUUCAAAGAUGAAGCUGGUGGUUCUCAUGUCGUUCUUGCUCCUUCUCCCCUUGUGUUCUUCAAGCUUUGGAGAGAGCCAUGGAGAUGGAGCUCCUCACACCGACCAAUAUUCAGUAAAUAUGGUUGAAGAGAGUAUUCCGAAAAUGAUGGAUAGUCCGGAAACAGGCCCAAACCCAAGCCACGAUCAGAGAGUAAACGGUUGGGGUCGUCCUACACGGCCACCGUCACCGGAUGUAAACGGUUGGGGUCGUCCUACACGGCCACCGUCACCGGAUGUAAACGGUUGGGGUCGUUCUGUACAGCCACCGCCAUCGGAUGUAAACGGUUGGGGUCCUUCUGUACAGCCACCGCCAUCGGAUGUAAACGGUUGGGGUCGUUCUGUACAGCCACCGCCAUCAGAUGUAAACGAUUGGGGUCGUCCUAUACUGCCACCGCCAACGGAUGUAAACGGUUGGGAUCGUCCUACGCGGCCACCGUCACCGGAUGUAAACGGUUGGGGUCGUCCUAUGCGGCCACCGCCACCGCGUGUAAACGGUUGAGGUCGUGCUACGCGGCCACCGCCACCGGAUAUGAACUAAGAACUAUGAUGAUGAAGCAAAAAUCUGAGAGUAUGAUGGCUAUAUGAUAUGUGUAACUGUCAAACUAAUAAAAUUAAGUAAUAAAAUGCUAUAAUAAACUUGGUUAAAAUAAACUUGUGACUCAA